Messenger RNA from Drosophila arizonae, 1487 nucleotides. RefSeq names its product kelch-like protein diablo. Lineage: Eukaryota; Metazoa; Arthropoda; Insecta; Diptera; Drosophilidae. Gene Ontology annotation, molecular function: protein binding. The record is from RefSeq and is a predicted model, not a curated record.
UAUAAACCAUUUGCCCAAGCAACUUCUGUUCUCUCAAAUCAAAUAUCUUUUGGAGCAGCUGCCACAAUUGACAUGUUUUGAAAAGUGAACCACAUUUAUUAGGAAAUAAAUUUUUGAUGUAUAAUGUUUUCGGAUCCACAACAAUUGGUGGACAUGUGGUCACCGCUACCCAUCUCAUGGGAGUCCACUGCGAUUACAAGGCGAUGCAGUCAGAUGAUGAAAGGGAAGUGAGGAGAUCUAUUGUCCGAUAUAAUCCCCUGAGCGAGGAGUCGGAGUGUGGCGAGGGCAGCGAAUGGGCGGAUGGUAUCGAGGCAGAAUCCGCUCAGCCUCCCGUGUGCCUGUCCGAGAAACCAUACAACAGCCUGGAAGAGCGUUCACUGCACUCGCUGGGCUACGCAUCGCUCGACGAGUGGCCAGAGACGGAGGGAACUCAAGUGAGAGUAGAUAAGCCGCCGCUCUACGAUUUGCUGAUGACGCUCGUGAGAAAGCAUCUAAAAACAAAUACCACGGUUACCAUAGGCGAGAGCUGCCUGCACGCUCACCUCAUCGUGCUGCAGUGCUACUCGGGUCUCUUCUGCGAUAUCGGCAGCAACACGCUGAACGUGGAUCUGCCCGCAGAUUGGGUGACGCCGCGUGCCUUGCGCCUCAUAUACGAGUGGAUGAUUGUGGAUGGCCCGCUGUUAUCACGACUCGGCUUGCUGGAGGUGCUACGUGCCGCCAGCUUUCUGCGGAUAGUGCAGCUGGAGAGGCAGUGCGAUCAUUGCCUGGCGCACGCCAUCACCGAGGAGUCGGCGGUGAUGCUCUACCUGGAGGCACGACUCUUGCGCAUGGAACGUGCCCAUCGCUCGCAGCUGCAGCGUGUGGGUCGCUUCUUCCUGACUCUUGUCGCCUCGCAGGAGUUCCUGCAGCUGCCCCUGCGCGCCCUUCUGCUACUCCUAAGCUCGAACGGCAUUUGUGUCAACUCCGAGCUGGAGGUCUUCAUGUCCGCCGUGCGCUGGCUCAACUUCGAUUGGCCCAAGCGGCGACUGAAUGUCACUCAGCUGAUUGCCUGCGUACGCUUUGCUCUGGUGCCCCCCUGGCUGCUCAUCCGCCUGCACGAUCGGCAGUGCCAGUACGUUGAGCUAAAGCGCAUUAUCUCGCUGCCGGAAGUGCUGCAGCGCCUGCACGACGGCAUUGGCUAUACGACGACUCGACUCUGCUAUGGCGCCGAUCGGGAUGCCUUUCUGCAGCAUCUGGAACGCACUGGCAUGCAGCCCCCACAGCAGCGCAGCUGGAUCUAUGACGGCCAGUGCUGCUAUCAUCAUCGACUGCACUGCCACAUCGCCGAAGAGUUCACCUACGACACCUUCCUCAACUACCUCAACUGGCUGCAGACGCAGCAUAUGAACUACUGGCAAACCCUGGAGCCAGUCGACGCCUCAGAGUUGUGCCUCAGCUGUCAAAAAGAGCAAACAAAGAGCAUUCAGAGUUAAGAUUCACAUAUUCUA